Messenger RNA from Sarcophilus harrisii (Tasmanian devil), 2075 nucleotides. It is a transcript of the gene HOMEZ, whose product is annotated as homeobox and leucine zipper encoding. The record is from RefSeq and is a predicted model, not a curated record. Gene Ontology annotation, cellular component: nucleus. NCBI's taxonomy places the organism in Eukaryota, Metazoa, Chordata, Mammalia, Dasyuromorphia, Dasyuridae. Bases 23 to 1975 code for a protein of 650 amino acids. The transcript has 2 exons. Gene Ontology annotation, molecular function: DNA binding; DNA-binding transcription factor activity, RNA polymerase II-specific. Gene Ontology annotation, biological process: regulation of transcription by RNA polymerase II.
AGGGCAGAGCUCCGCGCCCCCAAUGGCGCGCCCCAGACUGUUUCGCCCGCUGCCGCCAGUCCAGCCCCGCCAAUCGAGGCUCACGACCUGCCUCGACCCGCCUAGGCCUGGACGCCCCGCUCCGCCCAUCUCCCUUGGCUCCGCCCCGCCUCCAACUCCCCUGCUCCGGCCGGGCUCGGGUGGCAGGACCGGCGCAGACCGGGAAGUGAACCCGGUCCGGCCCGGCUCUUCCUCGCGUGGUCCUCUGUGCUGGCAGGUCCCGCGUUGGCCCCAGGCAGUGGACCAGUCACUCUGGAGGCUUCCGGGCCCCUGUUCCCUCCCUUUCCCCCCGGUCCAUGGUGCGAGGCUGGGAGCCGCCGCCCGGCCAGACCGCGCCAUCUCAGAAGGGCACAAGUCAGAAAUCACCAUGCCCCCCAACAAAGAGGCUAACAGCUUUGCCAGCCCCCCUGCUGGGCUCAUCUGCCUUCCUCCUAUCUCAGAGGAGCUGCAGCUCGUGUGGACCCAGGCUGCCCAGACCAGUGAGCUAGAUGGCAACGAGCACUUGUUACGGACUUUCAGUUACUUUCCCUACCCCAGCCUAGCAGACAUUGCUCUGCUCUGCCUUCGCUAUGGACUGCAGAUGGAGAAAGUUAAGACCUGGUUUAUGGCCCAGCGCCUCCGCUGUGGCAUCAGCUGGUCAUCAGAAGAGAUUGAGGAGACUCGGGCCCGGGUUGUCUACAACAGGGACCAACUCCACUUCAAAUCCCUUCUUUCUCUUACUCAUCAUGCAGGGCGACCCCCUGAGGAUGUCUCACCCACCCCAGUGCCACCUUCAGACUCAGAUGAUACCCACAUUAGCCCCCUGGCACUUAAUGAGCCUCCUCAGGUGAAACGAUUAAAGAUGGAGCUUGAAGAAUCCUCCUCGCUGUCCUUGAGCCACCACAAAGCCAAGGAACCCUUGGUUGCACCUGGCAAUGGAGCCUUUUCUCACCAACCUCCUGGUUUUUGGCAGGAAUUGCAAAGUGGUCUUUCCAAGGAGCUGGUAAGCAGAGGUUCUGACCAUCAACCACAUGGCCUAGGAACUGCUGCCUGGGACCACUCUACCAGCUUCCAUCUGCCACACUCUCGGGACAGGCCUUCCCCUAUUACAUUACUUGCCAAUAGUUGCAAGCAAGAGCCAGCAUCCAUCCUGCCUCCUUCUUCCUCUACCUCUUCUUCCUCUUUCCGAGUAAUGGCCAAUGGAGCCACUGCCACCUCUAAACCCCUUCAGUCACUAGGAUGUGUUCCUCAGCCACCUUCCCCCAGUGAACAGGCACUACCUCCACAUUUGGAGCCAGCUUGGCCCCAGGGUCUAAGACAUAGCCCAGGUCCAGGUAGGGUUGCUCCAGCUGAGUACUACUUCCCAGAUAUGCAGCGCCAACGGAAGACCAAGCGCAAGACCAAAGAGCAGCUGGCCAUUCUGAAGUCCUUCUUUUUACAAUGCCAGUGGGCUCGGCGUGAAGAUUACUGUAAACUGGAACAAAUCACUGGCUUACCGAGGCCUGAGAUUAUUCAGUGGUUUGGGGACACUCGAUAUGCCCUGAAGCACGGACAGCUGAAAUGGUUCCGGGAUAAUGCAGUACCCGGUCCCCCCAGUUACCAGGAACCGGCUACCCCUACUCCACAACCUGUAGCCCGGCCUUUGCAGGAGUGGGCUGAGAUGCCACCUCCCCCCCUCCCUCCACCUCCCCCAGACACAAGUCCUCUGGAGCGGUACUGGACAGUUCACCAGCAGUUACGAGAAGAAGACCUCCCUCGACUGAGUCUAGAGUCAGGGCUGAGCACCCAACAAGUGGUAGACUGGUUCUACUCUCGUUCACCUGAGCCUGCAGAGGUGGUAGUUUGUCUAGAUGAAGAGGAUGAAGAAGAGGAGGAAGACGACCUUCCGGAAGAGGAUGGGGGUGAGGAAGAAGAGGAGGAGGAAGAGGAAGAGGAUGAAGUGAUCAUACAGGAUUGAGUGGGGAAUUUGGGAGGGGGGAUUUUAUUAGAAGAUGAACCAACUUAGUGACUGUUUAAACAAACAAAAAAACCCACAUUUUUCUUACCUUGUUGGCAAA